Carassius gibelio (silver crucian carp) is the source of this 3181-nucleotide messenger RNA. RefSeq names its product KH domain-containing, RNA-binding, signal transduction-associated protein 1-like. The transcript has 9 exons. Gene Ontology annotation, molecular function: poly(A) binding; mRNA binding. The coding region runs from base 153 to 1292 and encodes 379 amino acids. The record is from RefSeq and is a predicted model, not a curated record. NCBI's taxonomy places the organism in Eukaryota, Metazoa, Chordata, Actinopteri, Cypriniformes, Cyprinidae. Gene Ontology annotation, cellular component: nucleus. Gene Ontology annotation, biological process: regulation of alternative mRNA splicing, via spliceosome.
UGAGCCUGUGUGAGGUCAUUUCCACCAGUGCGCCAUUAGCCGCCGUUUCCUUUGUUAGGACGAGUAGAAAAGCCUGUGCACGCGUUUCCAUCUCCACACCCCUUCACCUGCUGUUUGAGUUCUCCGCCGAAGUCCCUUGAGCCGUGAGCGACAUGGAUGCUAAUAACAGCAACGCUAAGCGUAAGAACAGCGCCGGAGACAGUAAAUAUCUGCCGGAGUUAUUGGCGGAGAAAGACAGCCUGGACUCCUCGUUCACGCACGCCAUGAAGCUGCUGUCUGCAGAGAUUGAAAGGGUCCAGAAAGGUGAGCCCAAAAAAGAGUCCGAGACGUACCUGGAUCUGUUCACCGCCAAGAACGUUAGGGUGAAAGAGAGAGUGCUCAUUCCUGUCAAGCAAUACCCUCGAUUCAAUUUUGUGGGAAAGAUUCUGGGGCCGCAGGGUAGCACCAUCAAACGCCUGCAGGAGGACACCGGCGCGAAGAUCUCCGUGCUGGGCAAAGGAUCCAUGAGAGAUAAGAACAAGGAAGAGGAGUUGAGGAAGGGUGGAGAUCAGAAGUAUGCACACCUGGCCAUGGAGCUGCAUGUGCACAUCGAGGUUUUUGCACCAAUUCCUGAUUGUUACCUGCGUAUGGCUCAUGCCAUGGAUGAGGUCAAGAAGUUCCUAAUGCCUGUGGAAGGGCUCGAUGAGAUGCACCCGGAUGCAUUCAUGGAUCCAGGGUUUCUGAACGGCUCUCAGGAUAUGCAUGGCCCUGGCAGAGGUCUCCCUCAUGGCCGAGGUCGUGGAGGCCCACCACCCCCAAUGGGACCUAGGGGUCGUGGCAUGCCGCCUCGUGGAGCACCCCGUGGAGGAGCACCUAGAGGAGGCCCAGGACGUGGAGCUGCAGCGAGGGGAGCCCCCGCAGGAAGAGGUGGUCCUCCGUCCCAAACACCAGCCAGAGGAGGCACAGGAGCCACCCGCUCAAGACCACCAGCCUCUGCUCAGAGGAUGACACCAGCCACCGCUCUCUCCCACCAACAGCAUCCAGCCAAACCUGAAACCUAUGGCGAAUAUGCAUAUGAAGAACCAUAUGCAGAGCCUUCCUAUGAAGGGUACGAGAGCUACUACAGUCAGCCUGCUCCACAGCAAGACACUGAGUAUUAUGAUUACGGUCACGGAGAGGCACAAGAAACUUACGAGUCUUACACUGAAGAUGACUGGGAGGGCGGAGCUUGGGGCAGCGCUGGUGCCGGUGGAAAGGCUCAGACUUCCCGACAGGGCAAAUCGUUUCGGGAGCAUCCAUACGGCAGAUUCUGAGAGUUGUCCUUCACUACGUUUGCCUGGCAACUUCCUCCCCUCGUAACCUCUUGUAACCACCUAAAGUAAUUCUAGUUGUUAUUUUUGUAUUCCUUUUUUGGUUAAGACUCCUUUUUAAUAUUCUGAAUCCACUCGAAGUAGGAUGAUGACCAUAAGUUCGACAUGACGCAUUUUAAAUUUGCGAUUUAUAUGCUGUGCUUGUUCUCUUCUGCAUUUUUUCUUUUUUUUUCUUUUUAAGCUUUGCUGUUUUUGUUCAUUUCAUUUUAAUGCUUAAGUGUUUCUUCUGAAAAAGCUGAUACCUGAAUGCUAGAUAAAUAGCUGAUGGCCAUUUGUAAAAUGAUUGCUUAAAAAAAAGAAAGAAAAGAAAACUGAUUGUUAAUGUCACUUAGACUUAUUCCAAACGUGCUUUUGUAAAGCAUAACAAAAGCUCUCAAGGAAUGCACAAAAAUAUUAGUUCCUGUACAAACCAACAUGUUACUUUUUUCAAAGAACAAAUUCCAUUUGGUUUAAGGGUUUUUAUUGUUAAAGUUUCGUAAACUUCGCAUCUACUGAUUCGUUUUGUUAAAUGAGAAAAACAAAUAUCGCAAAGGUUGUAAUUUACUUGUAGUCUGGCAAAAAGUACAACUCUCAAAUCUUUGUUCGUACAAUACUCCAAUAUUAGAAACUUGUUCUUUGGUGUUUAUCGAUUUGCAGUUUCUGAAAUAUUAGCAAAAUUGUGUGCAUUUCCUAACUAGGGAACUAAAUAUGUCCAAAAUGUCUCCCUGUCAGUUUGUCAAUAAAGCAUAGUUUUUUUUUUUUUUACAGCCUUCAAAACUUUUGUAUUUGACUUAUUAAAGUGAUAAUUCAUCUCACAAAACUGUCCAAAUGUUGCAAAAUGUAAAAAUUCUGCAUGGAUUAUAUAACAUCACAACAUUAAGAUUCAAUGCUGUUCAAAAUAUAUUGUGUAUAAACCGUUGAUAAAUAGCAAUUAUUUAUCAAGUAGAUCGUGAAAAAUGUGCAUAUUAUUAUGUCUUGUACAGGAACAAUUGACCUCAAUAUUAUUAAAGACUUAUUUCCAAAAUAUUACUUUGGUUCCCCCCCAACAAGCUAAUCUCAAUAUUUUGUUUCAUAAUUUUAAAGGGGCCAUAUCUUUAAAAUCAGCUGUUCGUUCCGCUUUUAAAUGUGUUAGUGGUCAUACUAUGAAAACAUGCUUUAACGUCUAGAACUCAAAAUUAAGUAAAAAAAAAAAAUUUCAAUUUAAUUUGAACUAAAAUGUGCCUGUUUUUGGUGCAAAAAAAACAAGUUGGUUUAAUAUGACCCCUUUAACAAAUAGUAGUCAAACUAUUCAACAUUAACAAUGAUUUAUACACAAUACGAAGAAGAUCUUGGAAUUUCUUUAAUGUGUUUAUACCUGUUUUAAAAGCAAUAACCCUGUUGCAACCUUGCAUCAGGGUCACUAAAUCCCCUCUGAUGUCGCAGAGACUCUACAUAUGUCUUCUAUUGAAAGGAUCUUGAGGUAAGACCUGCAGAGUCACCUCUAAAAGCGCAGAUAGAUUCCCCUUUUUAAAAGGUAAAGUAUACAUGCACAAAACAAUCUAGAUGUUUGGUGCUGUGGUAAUUUUCGUGCAAAAGAAACGGAAUAUGUAUUGUUCAACCAAAUUAAGCACAAAGGCUUUUGUAGCUCAGGAAGACAAUUUGACCAAGAUGAUUCAAAUGUUGCAUUCGCUGACUUAAACAUCAAAAUUGGAAAAGGCGUAAAGUGUAAUGCAAGCUUCAAAAAAAGGUAAUAUCAACCCUAAAUUUCUUUCUCAGCACAAAUGUUCAAUUAUUCAAUUUCACACAAUCAUUGCAAAUUAAAAAGUCAAUAUUCCUAAACCUGGCAAAUGCAUCCUAAAAAAAAUUUUUUUUUU